AGAGAAGGUCAGAAACAGGAACCGCCCCCCAGCUGGUCGAGAAAUGCACGAGCGCCUUAUUGGAGCGCGCGUCAGAGAGAUACAGAGAGAGACUCACCUGUCUUGUCUUUCAGUUCCCGUACUCGACGUGGCGGAGUCGACGUCUUGGAAUAAGUGUUCCGACAUUAAAGCCAAAAAUCAUGGCCGACGUGGAGGGGAGUCCGUUCUCUAUCACGAGUCUGGAGGAUGAGCUCACGUGCAGCAUCUGUCUCAGCACCUUUGACUGCCCGGUCACCAUUCCCUGCGGACACAACUUCUGCCAGGACUGCCUCCUCGCCACCUGGAAGGACUCCUACAGCUGCCCCCAGUGUCGGACCCACUUCGCCUCCAGACCGGAGCUGAAGAAGAACACGGUCCUCAGCACCGUCGUGGAGACCUUCACCAUGAGGUCGGGCAGGAGCGACGGCGGCGUGUUCCGGGAGGAGAAAGAGAGACGGGCCGUGAUCCGCUGUGAUACGUGUAUGGAAGCGGAGGCGUCCAAGACCUGCCUCACCUGCAUGGCCUCCUACUGCGACAAGCACCUGCGGCCUCAUCGGGACAACCCAAUAUUUCGCGUCCACCAGCUGAGCGAGCCCGUCGGGGACCUGAUGGAGCGCAUCUGCCCCGACCACCACAAGCUGAUGGAGCUUUUCUGCAGCCAGCACAGCAGGCCAAUCUGCAGCUUGUGCAUCCAGGUCCAUAAAGGCUGCUCCUUGAUGACCCCUGAGGAGCAGAGGAGCCUAAAGGAGUCUGAGCUGAGAGGUGGCCUGGGUGUGCUGGAUGGGAAGAUUGUGAAGAAUGAGACAGUUUUGUCUCAAAUGAGGGACAUGCAAACCAAGCUAAAGGACUCAGCAGUCAACAAAAAGAAAGCUGUGUCCGCUGAGUAUACCCAGAUACGGGACAUGCUAAUCCAGGAGGAGCGUGAUGCUCUGAAUGCAGUGGACCGAGAGGUGGAGAGCGGUCAGACAAAACUUAGGGGCCUCAUGAAGAAGUUCACAGAGAACAUUGACAACAUGAACAAAGCCAAAGAAGAGAUAAACAAGCUGCUGAGUCAGUCCCAGACUCUAGCCUUCCUACAGAUUUCAUUUAACAUGCCCCAAGCUGUGAACUUUGACCCUUACACCCCUCGAAUCAACCUGGACUCUAAGAAGGCGAUGGCGACGCAGGCGUUUGCUGUCGCAUUAAAGGAGCAUCUGGCAGAGAUCCUGAAGCAGCCUGCUGAGGCUAGACUGCCAAUAGUUAAACCAGAAAGUAACACUGACAGUUUUACAUCUGCCAGUGCUUCAGGAUUUACACCUUUCAGUCCCAGGCCUCUUCUGGAACCUGAGCCACAGUGGAAUCUAUUUAAUCUAGGGAUCCCGAGAGUCCCCACAUCCCACUGCCCUGCUCCAGCUUCUCAAGCCAAAGCAGGCCCAAAGAAGAAAGCUCCAAAACAAUCCAAAAAACCUCCGGAAUCCACUGAGAGCAAAAUGGGAGCCAAGAGCUUAGCCAAGUCCAUGGAACACCUGGACAUUGGUGGAAAAGACAAACCCAAUGAGACAACAGAAACAUCUGAGAUUCCUCCAAACAUAACAUCUGCUGAAAAAAGAAGUGAACUUCUGAAAUAUGGCACCGUACUAACUUUGGAUCCGAAGACGGCCCACAAACGCAUCACACUGAGCGAUGGUUUCACCAAGGCCUCCGUGUCAGACGAGCACACAAACUACCCCGACUGCCUGGAGCGCUUCUCUGUGUGCUCCCAGGUGCUCACGUCCAAAGGCUUCCUGAGGGGCCGCCACUACUGGGAGGUCCGUCUGAGCAGCAACAACUUCAUCGGCGUCGGCCUGGCUUACAGCAGCAUCGACCGCAAAGGGCCCACCAGCCGCCUGGGCCGCAACGCCCAGUCCUGGUGCGUCGAGUGGUUUAACGUCAAGCUGUCGGCUUGGCACAACAGCAGCGAGACGGUGCUGGCCAAUCCUAACCCGAAGCGCGUCGGCGUGCUGCUGGACUGUGAGGAGGGCACCGCCACCUUCUACAACGUGGCAGACAGAGCGUAUCCCUUCCACUGCUUCGUCUUCCCCUUUGCUGAAGCCGUGUAUCCAGCUUUCUGGAUUUUCUCAAGUGGCUCGUCUGUUUCUUUGUGCAAACUACAGUAAUAACUUGCAUAUCUAGCUUUUUUUGCAGCUUGUGUUCUUCCUAAACUAAAAGCUAAUCAAUACCCAAUCUUAAUGAAGCGUUAAAGUCUUAAUUUACCUUAUUUUCAACCAUCUCUGCUUUCACAUCUUCCUCUGCUCUUGCUUAUCAUUCCAAUAACUGUGUUCCCUGGUGUGAAGCAAACAUUCCAGUUUUCAUGUGGAGAUUAGUGGCUAUGCUUCUUGGUUGGAUCUCACUGCUUUUGUAUAUGAGGUGACAUGUUCUGAGUUAGUCCAGUCUCUACAUACGUGUGGGCUGCUGCAGACGAACCGCUUCUCCUUGUCACACUGCAAAUCUGCCAUGUUCUCAGUCCAUGACAUUUUAUUGGCUGACAGAAGAAGCUCUCACCGAUAUCUUUGAUAGAUUUGUGUCGACUUGACUCAGCAGUGGACAUUUAAAGCCUAGAAGGAGAUACUGUGCUGUUGGUAUUUGCUCACUCUCACAGCUCCGAUGGGUUGGGCUGUCGACGAGAGAGCUCAUCAUGGUGUCAUCCAGUGCUGACGGUCUUUGGGUAUGUUCCUGAAAUCACCACGUGUUUCCUUAUUCACUGCUCCCAGCAUAAUUUACACUGAGCAGCCCAGUGAGCCACACAGUGAGCAGUGCAUUGAGACUUUUUAGAUGAAGUAGUCAUGAUUACUACUUUAUUUUACAGUGUGAUCGUUAUGGAAUUACCAAACUCCUCAUUCGGGUGAUAUGACUUGUCCUUGUUGAAUCCAGGGCAACAGAUCUGCAUAGAAUGACCCAUAGAAAUAAAAUAUACAGUUUUAUAUCUGUGGCCAGCCCUGAAUGGCUGGGAGUUCUACCUGCAGAGGGGGAAACUAUUUGUUGUGUGAUACAAAGUUUACCCCAGCAGGUCGGGCGUUUGCUGAAGCGCUGGCUGAUGGGGCAGCGCUACCAGUGUACACGCUGGCACACUUACCACAAACCAGGUGCAACGAAUGGACAUAUGUGUGUCUGGUAGUGAUCCACCUACGCGUCAACAUACAUGACACACACUAACUCCAUUGCAUGUAUGACGUACAGACGCUGCAUGUGAAGGCUCAUGUUCAGACCACACAAAGGCUGAAUAUGAUUAAAUCUUCCGUUUGCAUCAGAGGUCACAGCUUCUGGUCACAAACUGUGCUUUGGGAUGGAUCCCUUCAUAAAUAUAAUGAAAUCGCUCCCAAAUCAUAAGUGUCCAAGUGAUUUUGUGCUGACACUUCCUCAAUGAAGCCUUUAUAACUUUUUGCUUCUGGUUUUCUAAAAGUGUUCUAGAUGACCUGAUCGUAUUUUGAUCCUGGUUCACUUCUGAUCGCUAACUGAAGUGUAAUUCACUGUCGGUCUUGCAUAUUGGAUGUCACUCAAACAGUUCUGUCACAGUUAACAUCAGAGCUUUGUUCUGUGUGUAGCCAUAACAUAGAGCUGCAUGGGAAUCUGUUCUUCUGGCCGUGAUGACUGGCCUCAGAUCAGCUUCGUGUGUACAAGUGAGUUCCCAUCCUGGCACCACUUGGUGACUUUAAUGUUGUGGCUAAUCUACAUGCUAUUGUAUUGCCCUGUAAUCCUUGUACACGCUAAAUGAUUAAAAAAAGCGUUUCUCUCUUUACGUCAGAGCAGUGCAGUAUGUUCACAGUCUUACUGGCCCUCCUGCUUGCUGUUAUUUACUUGCACUUUGUUCCUUCUCUUUUCCUUUUAUCUCCUGGUUCCAUUCUGAUCCAAGCAGAUGUGAUCGUUGUGGAGUCCACCAUGAGCCUGGCUCGGCCAGAGUUGUCUGACUUGAUUUUCUAUACUAUUCCGUGUGAAUGACAGCAAUGUCAUUUAGCAAUUAUCUAACCUUAUACAUAAGUGUGCUGCGGGAAAUCAUCACGUGACUAUAAAAAAUGUUCAGUUUCAGCUGAUUGCGCCUUUUAAGCUAGCAGCAUGUAGCGACAGGCAGAACCCAGUGCUGGUUGGUUUCCUAUUGCAUAAAUUAAUUGAGUAUAAUAAGACAAAAUUUAUGUUUUACACAAAAACUAAAUGUCAAAAAAAAUAUACUUUUUUCACAUUUUAUUUUUGUGUACACCUUAUGUAUAGAUGUGGAUAGUAAUUCGAUGUAAUUAGACGUGUGUGUGUAGAUGUGUUAGCAUUCUUAUUUUUAAUCUCCCUUGUGUGUACCCCCAUCUGUGACAGCAAUCAAAGUGUGCAAGUGCGUGGGAUUAAUACAGUUUUUUUUGAAUCUUGAAUCUAAAACAUAACACUGGUGCACAGUCCUGUCCUGUCCAACACUUUGCAUUGGUGACAUCAGCCAUUUCUUGAUGCUCUCUACACACCAGUAUGCUACUAAUCUAAAGGCUACAUGAAGUGUGGAGGUCUAUGGCACAUCAGUAUCUACAGAUGCUUUGUCAUUUUAUGUGGAAUUGAUUUUAAACACCUCUGGCAAUGGAAGUUGGAAUGCUUCACAAUCCAAUAAUGUGGAGAAGCAUCUCUGUACUUUUAAUGUUAUACAAUUAUUCAAUAACAAUAUGAGGAUGAUGGUGAUAAUGUGACACCUCAAGAAGAUGCCUGUGUGGUGGAAAUUUUCCAUAAAGAAGUAGAUGAGA
Molecule: messenger RNA, 4745 nt
Organism: Betta splendens (Siamese fighting fish)
Lineage: Eukaryota; Metazoa; Chordata; Actinopteri; Anabantiformes; Osphronemidae
Gene: trim25
Product: tripartite motif containing 25
Exons: 11
Coding region: 180-2153 (657 amino acids)
Molecular function (GO): protein binding
Source: RefSeq, a predicted model, not a curated record